AUGUUCAGGCGUGUGCUUGUAAUUUCCUCUCUUCUUUUGUCUCUGUUUCUCUCCUCCUCCUCCUCCUCCUCCUCUGCUCAAACAUGUGAGAUGUACGGCUUCUCAAGCAACAAGGUCUUCAGCUCCUGCUAUAAUCUCCCAUGUCAGAACUCUUUCCUGCAUUGGAACUACAACUCAUCCUCUGGAAGCCUCCAAAUCGCUUUCAGGCAUCUAAUGCUGACGUCCAGAUGGGCUGCGUGGGCCAUCAACCCCAAUGGCUUACAGUUACAGACCGCCAUGAUUGGAGCACAAGCAGUUGUUGCUUACCAGCUAACCAAUGGAACCAUGAGAGCCUACACUUCCCAGAUCAAAAGUUAUGCCACCACCAUGCCUGAGGGAAAUCUGAUUUACAAUGUCUCUGAUUUGACGGCAACUUAUGCAAAUAAUGAGAUGAUUGUUUAUGCCACCUUGGCUCUGCCAAUCGAUACCACCACUAUCAACCAGGCUUGGCAAGAGGGCCCCGUUACAAAUGAAAGUCCAGGAGCUCAUUCUUUUGAAAAUGAUAAUACUAUUUCCUUCGGGACCCUCAACCUUCUUUCCAGGCAGUAUGCAAGAGCGGAAAAAUUACAAGCCUUCAGCAAAAAUCUGCAUGGAAUGGCAAAUGCAGUCAGCUGGGGAAUCAUGAUGCCUGUUGGUGUGAUGAUAGCAAGAUACGCCAAGGUAUUCAAAUUUGAAGACCCUGCAUGGUACAAAAUUCAUGUCAUCUGCCAGAGCUCAGCUUAUGUUGUUGGAGUUGCUGGAUGGGCAACUGGUGUUAAACUCGGCAGUCACUCUACAUGGGUCGAAUACAGAGGGCACAGAACACUUGGCAUUCUCAUAUUCAUCCUUGGAACACUUCAGGUGUUUGCUUUGGUUCUAAGGCCCAAAAAGGAUCACAAAUACAGAUUUCACUGGAAAAUAUGUCACUAUUCAAUUGGAUAUCUUGUUAUUCUUCUCGCCAUCAUUAACAUAUUCAAAGGAUGUAAUAUUUUGAAGCCCCAGAAGACAUAUAAGAAUGCAUACAUUGGCUUCAUUGUGGCUUUGGCUGUCAGUGCUGUGUGGUUGGAAGUGUUUACUUUGUAUGUUUUUUUGAAGAGGAGGUCAGAAAGUGCUGCCAAAAAGCCUCAGGGAUUCAAUGGAGCAAAUUGGAGCUAA
Molecule: messenger RNA, 1173 nt
Organism: Corylus avellana
Lineage: Eukaryota; Viridiplantae; Streptophyta; Magnoliopsida; Fagales; Betulaceae
Product: cytochrome b561 and DOMON domain-containing protein At5g47530-like
Source: RefSeq, a predicted model, not a curated record